This is a messenger RNA of Nezara viridula (southern green stink bug), 6535 nucleotides long. The record is from the annotation of a GenBank genome assembly. Lineage: Eukaryota; Metazoa; Arthropoda; Insecta; Hemiptera; Pentatomidae.
AGCCAUGGGCAGCGGAGCCUAUAACAGGAGUGAAGCAACAUUAGGAGAUGAUGGAGUGUCCCCAGUCACUCUCUCCUCAGACUGGAGCAGAGUUGUAAGACUUUUGUUGAUAGCAAGCCUUGCAGUUAUUGGCAGCCUAGGAAAUGUAUAUAUGAUCAGUGCUGUUAUGAUAGAGGACCAUCUAAAAAAAAGAGGUAAUACAUAUGUGGUGAAUGUUGCCCUAGCAGACUUACUAAUAACUGGUAUCCUUAUGCCAGCUUCUGCAGUGGUCAUCCUCGCAGGACUAGAAGCACCUGUCCAAGUAUGCUCAGUCCAGUGGUUUCUAGCUAUUUUGUCUUGGUUGGUCACGGUCCUCAGUUUGGCUGCUAUAGCUGCAGAAAAUUAUGCACGUCUAUGUCUGCCUCCAGAGAAGUAUGCUAAAUUAACAACAACAAGGAUUACAAUAUCGGUUCUUUUAAUAUGGUUUGUCAGUGCUGUUGCUGUUACAAUCCAGCAUAUAUAUGAUUUAGGACCUGAUUAUUGUACUAGACGAAGUGAGGGUAUACUACCAUACCAAGCUGCAGUUGCUGCAUUCUUUGUAGCUAUGCCCGCUCUUCUCACAACAUUAUGUUAUGCAAAAACUAUUAUACAAGUAAGACUUGCACGAGCUCAUCCUAGUUUCAAACCUCCAAUAGCUUUCUCUUGGGACUAUUCACUUAUGAAGACAAACAUGUAUAGUUUUUUUCUUUUUUUCCUUUUCUGGAUGCCAUUUGGAAUUUUGUUGUUUAUUGGUUCAAUUAAAAAUAUAUCCGCCCGACUUUUCUACAACCUUGCUUGGUUUGCCUUAAGCAAGUCUUGUGUCAAUAAUUUCCUUUAUUGCAUUGCUGAUCGCCAUUUUCGUAAUGCCUAUAUCAAUCUCUUCCAUUACUGCUGUUGUAAAACUACUGUUACAUUCUCAAGACGGACACGUGGUGAAGGAGCUCGUCCCUCAGGAGAUGUUCGUGUCCAUAUCAUACCUGGUUAUAAUAUGUAUUCCUAUACUAGUCCUCAGAGAAGCCGUGAGUCUGGACAAACAUCCAAAAGGUCAAUAGCCACUUUUAGACCUCAGAGUAGGGAUGUGUAUGAGCUUUAAUUGCUCGUUAUAAAUUGUUAUACAUAUUAAUAUUUAAUCUUAAAUGUGUAAUAAUAAAUGGAUGUUUAAUUGUGAUUAUAUACAUAUGUGUAUUAGGUACUGUGCAUUUGUAUAUUUUGUGAGUGUAUACAAAUAUAUACAUAUAUAAAUAAAAAGUUUACUAUGAACUGACAAUACUAGGAGUUUUUAAGGAAAAUAUUUGGUGUUUAGAUAUUGUUAAUAAUAUAUCAAUCUAAAAUACUGUCUAUUGUCUAUACAGAACUAAGAAAUUAUAUUUAUUACUACCAAAGUAAUCCGAAAUAAUUACUAUUAUCUUAUUACUAACCAUAAUGAAUUCAUGAUUAAACUCUUAAAACAAAACUAUGAGGAACUAACUCAUUUUUACUUAACCAAUCAUCAUUAAAGUAAUCUGAAAAGUAUAAUCAAUUAAAUAAGCCUUAUAAAACUUAUCUAAGAUCUUAAAUUAUGACCUGAAGUAUUUCUAUUUAUAAUUUUUAUAAAUCAUACAAAUGUUUCGAAAACCAUCAUAUACAAAAUGAAAAAUAAUUUUAACCUUAUAUUAUUUUUUUACAAGUUUUGAUUUAAUAAAUGCCAGGAUGAACAGAAACAUCAUGCCUCUAAACUUUCCUUAUUCAUUAUGGUUAUCAAUUUGAUUUUGGUUUCAGCAUUUUCAUUUUAAGCUCAUUUUAUUUAUUUCUUAAAGCUCCUAGUACAACAUUACUACAACAUUCUAUUCAUAUUAAAAUAUCUAUCUGGAAUACAAUUUUUAACACAUCCAACUCACUGUAAGAAGUAAAGGAACAGCAAUUAUAAAAUACAAGACUAUACUUUGGUAAGUAUAAAUUAUUGGACACGAAUGCUUUAGCUUAUGUCCUUAUGUAGGUGCAUACAUGCACAUGGAUGUGGGUGUGUGUGUUUGUGUGUGUGUGUGUGUGUGUGUGUGUGUGUGUGUGUGUGUGUGUGCGCGCGUGCGCGCGUGUGUGUGUAUGCGUGUGUGUAUGUGUGGGUGUGUGUGUUUAUGUUUAUUUGUUAAGCAUUUAAACUUUACGUAGGUCUUCCUGACCAGAUCAUGAAAAUAAAGGUCGAUUAUUGGAAGUUUCAAAAAUAGAAAAAAUUAUUACAAAAUUCUGUUUUGUUAAUUUCAAUCAUAGUUGCAGUUAUAAAAAAUUUAAAACUCCGAUUUAACCUUACAAAUAAGGUUGUGAACUGAACAUUAUAAAUUCAAUUUCAGGGAUCAAAUGUGAAAUAUUUUACAGUUUAAUUAUUUUAUAUAUUUUCUGUUAUUUUAUUUCUAAUAAUUACUGUUGAAAAAUCGUGACUUACAAAAAAAAAAAAUAAAAUACUAUCUAAGUUAAUAUAUCUGAACUAUUAAAGAUAACAUGUACUUUAUUUGCAUGGUUACAUUCAGACAGAUUAGACAAUUUUCCAUCAUUUGAAAUCCUGAUUAGCAUCCAAAAUUUUUCAAUUAUAUAUCCAUAUAUAUUAAUAUAGAAUAAUUCCAGGGAACAGUGGACCACAUUUUUCCUCUUAAUUUAAGCAUAUAUUGAAAAGCUAAAGCCUUCAAUUGUUAGAAAAAUUACUGAAUUAUUAGAAAACUUUAUUGAACCAUCUAAAUCCUUACCAAACAGAAAAAACCAACUCAUUUAUUCUUUAUGAUUCACAAGUCAUAGGAACAACAUCCACAGAAUAAAUAUUCAAUAUGAAUCAAUGUAAAACAAAGAAAAUAUAAUUUUACAAAAUUAAAACUAAUAAAUAAGUUAAAAAGAUGUAUAAAGUAGCUGACAUUAGAGGCUCAAAAAUAAACUUAUAGGUAAGCAGUAAAUUGAUUAUUUUAUUUUUAAUUUUUUCAAAUCCAUGUGGAAAUUGUCUGGUUAAUCUAAAAUAGAAAACUCUUAUUAUUCUUUAAAAUUGUUCAAAAUGAAGCUUUUCGUUGAAGAUUAACUUUAUUAAAUGAAAUAAAUAUAGUUUACAUGCUUCUCCAGUUUAAGAAAAACAUAAUAGAUAGUUUAAGGUACAGCUCUUUAAUUACUUAACUGAAUAUUAAUAAAUUUACCAUAAAUGUAGUUUUCAUGCUAAAUACAUGUUGUUUAAAAUUAUUAUAUAUAACUAACUAUCUUCACAUCCUCAUAGAAAAUUAAUCAAAAAUCUUAAAAGAAAGACAUUUUUUUCUAUAUGUUUAUACGUUGAACUUCUAUUUUGUAUUGUAUGAUUUAAUUUUCCAAAAAUGAAUCUAAAUAAUUGGUAUUUAAUAUGGAAUUCAAUAAUAUUAUUAUAAUGAACCUAAGACUGGAUAUUUUUCAUUUAAUGUCUAGAAAUAUAAAAUAAAAUAUGUUAUAUUUUUCUGGUGAGACUCAUUUAUGCUAAAUUUUGUUGGAUUGUAACAUAAAUUCAUACUUUAUCUAUUAAUUUAUUGAUUAUGAUUUAGAAACUACUUUUUAUGUAGGAUUCAUCAAGAUAUUUUUAUAAUUCAGUCCGAUCCGCAUAUUUAAUCAUUAUUUAAUAAUAAAAUAAAAAGUAGUAAAAGAAGUCCUAUUUCAACAUUUUACGUUGUUUUUUUUUACCUUUAAAUCAAAAAAAAAAGUUUUUAUAAAUGGCUAGACAUUAAGGAGAGUAAUAUAAUAUUCUCAAGUAUUUGAUGUGUUUGUAAUUGUAUGUGUUCAAAAGGAUAAAUAUCCUUUUGAAAAUAGAAUAAACUUAUUUUACAGCUCAAUAGUUUGAUUCAUUUAAGGAAGUGAAAUUGUAUUAUACAUAAAUUAUUAAUAAAUUUUUGGUAUCAUAGUUUGUAAAAUAAUUAUUUUUUGUGAUAUGGAGAUCAUAAGAAAGAAUGAAAAAUACAAUUAAAAAUGGACUCACCUUGGGCAUCAAGGCUAAUUCAUGUUAAAACAGACGAAAAGUAUGGCACAGCUGACAUUGUUACCAUAUUGUGUAAACAUAUAUGGAGUGGCUAAUAAUUACAAAAUUUUAUGUACCCUAGGGCUGGGCCAAUAGGUGAUAGUACGAUUGAUAUAUCGAUACUUUAAAAUGAUAGAUUGUCCUAGUGACUAACAAUAGUUCGUAUUCUCCCCUUAGGCACAAAUUAUUUUAAAAUUGUAUAUACUUAAAGGAAUAAUUUUAAGAACAAGGCUUCAUACUUCUACCCUUUUAUUGAUGUCGAGAUAUAGCAAUAAUAUAACAAAGUAAAAGUGAAAUGUUUAAUAACAGAAAAUGGUUAUUGUACAAUGGAAACACCACAUUAAGAUAAUAAAUGGAUAGAAGGAUGAAGGCGUAUUUAAAACUAUUAUUAUCAAUAAAUAAAACUGAAACAAAAUUGAACAGGAAGAAGCAUUCAAGAUAAAAAAUAAUUCAAUCUCAAAUUAAUUUCUUAGAAAUAUUAUUACACCUCCAGUUGUGCUGAAGAAAAAAAAAAAUUAUAUUUCCCACACUUUAUUUAUUUAUUUAUUUUAAAUAAAUAAAUUUAUAAAAUCUACAAGGAUGCCAUUACAGUAUUCUUAUAUUUUAAACUAGGUGAUAUUAUCAAAUUAAAUUAAUAAAAUUAGGAUCUCGGAAAUUAAAAGACAUACAAUUCUCGCCUACUUCUUUUACCAAAUAGUAUGUCCAUCUUUGUUCUACUUCUUAUACCAAACAAUAUUACCUGUAUGUCAUUGAUGUUUCUAGUUUGAAUUCAACAAUCAGGGAAAUAAAUGUAAUUUUUCUAUAUAAAUGUAUUUUUCUGUCAAUAAUUUUUUAAAUUAUUUAUUUAAUAAUUUUUAUUAGUUUCUUAACAUAAAUCCUUACGAAGGUAUCCAAUAAAAAUAUUAAUUAUUUUAAAGCUUAAACAGCAUUUUAAAGUAAAUAACUAAAUAAUACAGUGAAAAAAAUCUUCUUUAAGUCUGUGUUGGUAAGUUACUGAACUUUCGAUAGUUUUCUAUCGAUAGUGGAAAACUACUGACUAUCGCCCAUCCCUAAUGUGCCCCUUUAGACACGAUACCUCUAUAAAUAAGCUAAUAUAAUAUAUAAGCCUUUACUUACAACAGAUAUGGAUGGAUUAAUAAGAAAAUUUACAAAACUAUUUCAUAAUACAAAGUUUAUAUCAACAUUAACAAAUAUAUAUAUGCAUAUGCUUUAUUAUCUUAGUAAUUUAUUUUAUUUUAUUUUUUAAAGCUAUGUAUUAAUUUAUAUAGAAAUGAAAGUUAGCCUGUGUCUGAUAUUAUUCUACUUAAUACAACAAAUAAUGAUUAUGAUUGAUUCCCUUUUUGCAGGGUAUACAUUUUUAUAUAACAACCUAAUGUAUUUUAGCAUUUAAAUAAAGAAAUAAAAUUUACUAAUUAAUAAAGAUUUAUUUUGUGAGCAAAAUUAUGCUAUAUUAAAUUUGAUAAAUUACUUAUAAUUUUGUGUAUUUGUAAAUAACUAUUGUAAUGAUUAAUAUGUACUUAGUUAUUCUGAUAUCUAUAAAGUGCCUAAAUAUUAUUAGCAGUUUUAUGUUUAUAUUGAUGUGUAAUCAAUGUUAGCAUAGGUUUGCAUUACCUACAUUUGUAAAUACAUAGAUUCAUCAGAAAUUGGAAUAACUAUUGAAAAUUAGUUAUGUUAAAUGUAAGGUAUGAGUCAGUUUGUAUUAUAUUUGAAGACUUUUUCCAAUAACUGCAUUUAUAAAGCAAUUAUACUGCUUGGAGUAAAAUAUUUUUGUUGCUAGUUCCAAGCAGGAUUAUUUGUCAUAACUUUUCAUAAUAUUAAGAUAAUAAUUUCAAUAAAAUGGUAAUCUACUGUUAAUGAUCUUAUUUUAUAGCUGCUUAUAAAGAAAUAUAUUCAUUCAGGGUUUGUCAAAAGAAUUGAAUACAAAAAAUAUAUUUUAAAGCAAUGCAUACCUAUUUUAAAUAAAAUAUUUUAAUAUCAAUUUUUCAUGAGAAUUUCUAUUGUUUUCUAAAGCAAUCUGGUGCUUACCUAUUAAAGUCCUGAGAUUCAAAUUAUAUGUUAUCUAUUUCUGUACUUAACUUUUGUUUAUUAUUUACAUAGAUAUAUCUAUCAUAUAAAUUUGAAAAUAUAUUUUAAACACUCAAGAAUCAAUGAUUUAUGACCUUGACAUGCAUUUAUAAUACCAGGGUUCAUUAUCUACUAAGUACUAUUUUAAUCAAAGAAAAUGACUUUUAACCUUCAAAUCAUAAGAUUGGUUCCUUUAGCAUUUAAAAGAUUAGUCAUAAAUCUGAGAUUUUCUAAGAUAUUUUAUGAUAAUGUUUUUUUUCAUUCCGAUAUAAUUUUAUUUUUUGACUGAAUAGUUUUAGUUAUUUUUUUUCUAAACAUUUAUUAUAAAAUAAAUGUUUUAUAAAUUUCAUAAAAAUACUUUAUGGUUAAUUUAUGCUUUUUUGAGGUCCCAGCUAUUAAAAAUAGAGUUAUCAUAAUUUUUAUUGAUUAUUUAUGAAUUUUAUUUUAUUCAUUUUUAUUUUUCCAUUA